Molecule: messenger RNA, 810 nt
Organism: Belonocnema kinseyi
Lineage: Eukaryota; Metazoa; Arthropoda; Insecta; Hymenoptera; Cynipidae
Product: protein FAM136A
Exons: 3
Coding region: 94-525 (143 amino acids)
Cellular component (GO): cytoplasm
Source: RefSeq, a predicted model, not a curated record
CUAUAGUAGAAACGUGUUCGGAUAUCGGAGGACCGGUAUAUUAGAGAAAAUUCUUUAUUUUAAUUAAGUUUUAAAUUUAAAAAAUUAUUCACAAUGGUAGAAGAACAGAGAAGACGUGUUGAAGGAGAAAUUACUAGAGUUGUCGAAGAAAUUGACAAAAGUUUCCUUCGGAAAAUGCAGGCAGACAUGCACAGAUGUGCAGCGACGUGUUACGAUAACGAGAGCUACAGUGUCCAUAGGGUCGCUAACUGUGUCGAAAACUGCGGUUCUGCGCUGAACAAUGCCCAGCAGUAUAUCACAGAGGAAAUAGAAAGAGUCCAGAAUCGAUUACAAAGAUGCGUGAUGGACUGCAACGACAGGGUGCGGGAUAAAAUGGGACCAUCGCCCUCUCAAAAUGAUGUCGACAAGUUCAGCAACGAUUUUGAAAAGUGCGCUACGUCUUGUGUAGAUACUUAUUGUGACAUGUUGCCUUCUCUAGAAAAAACUAUGAAAAACGUACUCUCGAGCGGAAAGUACGAUAAAUAAUAAUAGUAAAAACAUGACUUACUCGUAGAUUCAAAUAUCAGAACCAAAGGACAAAAGCGAGUCUUCUGAAAAUAUAGUUUACGAUUUAAACUUUAUCAUUUUAAUGGACUUUUUUUAUAAAAAGAAUUAUUUGAAAGCUCAAAUUCAUAAAUUUCAAUUUAAGAACUUAAUUUAACUACUCUGAGAAUAUAAAUGUUACUGAAUCAAUUGGCGCACAGUGGUGUAACUAUGGAAUUUAUUAUCUAUUUGAAGUUUUUUUCUUGGAAUUAAAGAGCACUAAAUUCU